AGGGGUGCCACUCUCUGUUCCUCUUGUUGCUGUCAUGAGCUGGAAACACUCUACGAGCUUGGCUGCUGUCAAGCGCUCCAUUAGAGCAUACUCAGUGAAGGUUCCGCCGAAAGUCCCAUUGCAUGCUGAAUGGGCUGCAAUGGCACAGAAGGAGCUGAAAGGCAAAGACCCCGAGGAAAAAUUGACUUGGCACACCCCAGAGGGCUUGGACGUCAAACCCGUCUAUACUAAAAGUGAUACUGCAGACAUUGAAGAAGAGAUUCCGGGUAAAUUUCCAUAUACCAGAGGCCCUUAUGCAUCCAUGUACACAUCCCGUCCAUGGACUAUCCGACAGUAUGCCGGAUUCAGUACGGUAGAGGAAUCCAAUCGGUUCUAUCGCAAAAACUUGGCUGCAGGACAGCAAGGUCUAUCGGUUGCUUUUGAUCUUGCAACUCAUAGAGGAUAUGAUUCAGAUCAUCCUCGCGUUGUUGGUGAUGUUGGUAUGGCGGGUGUGGCCAUUGAUUCUGUUGAGGAUAUGAAGAUUUUAUUUGAUGGCAUUCCGCUGAACAAAAUGUCAGUGUCUAUGACUAUGAACGGCGCAGUACUUCCUAUCCUAGCUAUGUACAUUGUAGCAGGCUUAGAGCAAGGUGCAGAGUUGAAAGAGUUAUCGGGUACCAUUCAGAAUGAUAUUCUAAAGGAAUUUAUGGUCCGCAACACUUUCAUCUAUCCACCCCUUCCAUCCAUGCGCUUGAUCGGUGAUAUCUUUUCGUUCACCGCACAGAACAUGCCAAAGUACAACUCUAUCUCGAUUUCUGGUUAUCACAUGCAAGAAGCUGGUGCUGACAAUGUUUUGGAAAUGGCUUUCACCAUCGCUGAUGGAUUGGAGUACAUCAGAACAGGUAUGAAGGCUGGCAUGACAGUGGAUCAAUUUGCCCCAAGACUUUCGUUCUUCUGGGCCAUCGGUAUGAACUUUUACAUGGAAAUUGCCAAAAUGCGCGCUGCUCGACGUCUCUGGGCUCAUAUGGUGAAGGAAAAAUUCGACCCCAAAUCUCAAAAAUCUCUUCUUCUUCGAACACAUUGUCAGACUAGUGGUUGGUCACUUACAGAACAGGAUCCUUACAAUAAUGUCAUCCGUACCACCAUUGAAGCAAUGGCUGCAACCCUCGGUGGAACGCAGUCGUUGCACACCAACUCGUUCGAUGAAGCUAUUGGUCUACCUACUGAGUUCAGUGCACGCAUUGCCAGAAAUACCCAAUUGAUUUUGCAAGAGGAGGCUAUGAUUCCCAAGGUGGCUGAUCCUUGGGGUGGAUCUUAUAUGAUGGAAAGCAUGACAAAUCAGAUGUAUGACGCUGCGCGUGCCAUUGUUGAGGAGGUUGAAGCCAUGGGUGGUAUGGCCAAGGCUGUCGACAGUGGUAUGCCUAAGCUGAGAAUCGAAGAAAGUGCUGCUAAGCGACAGGCCAGAAUCGACUCCAACCAAGAGGUUAUCGUUGGUGUUAACAAGUACCGUUUGGAAAAGGAGGAUGCCAUUGACGUUUUAGCUAUUGACAAUACCGCUGUCAGAACAUCUCAGAUUAAUCGUAUCAACAAGAUCCGUGAAACGCGUGACGCACAAAAAGUAAAGGAAUGCCUUGAAGCUUUAGAGCAAAGCGCAAAGACAAAUGAAGGCAACUUGCUUGCUCUUUCUAUCGAGGCUGCCAAGCAACGAUGCACAGUUGGAGAAAUUUCAGAUGCUUUGGAAAAGGUCUGGGGUCGCCACAUGCCUGCUACACGAGUUGUAUCCGGUGCAUACAGAAGCGAGUAUGGUGACCAUGACGACGUUAACCAAACCCUCAAGCUAGUGGAUCUGUUCACUAAGAAUCAAGGUCGUCGUCCUCGUAUGCUCGUGGCCAAAAUGGGACAGGAUGGCCAUGAUCGUGGCGCUAAGGUCAUCGCUUCUGGAUUUGCCGAUCUAGGUUUUGAUGUUGAUGUUGGUCCUCUCUUCCAGACCCCUGCAGAAGUAGCUCGUCAGGCUAUUGAUGCUGAUGUUCACGUCGUUGGUAUCUCUUCACAAGCUGCUGGUCACAAGACUCUUGUACCUGCACUGGUCGAAGAAUUGAAGAAGCUUGGAGCCACCGAUAAGUUGAUUGUCUGCGGUGGUGUUAUUCCUCAGCAGGAUUAUGCCUUUUUGCGCAAUGCUGGAGUCAGCGCCAUUUUCGGCCCCGGAACAAGAAUCCCUGUAGCUGCACAAGAAGUCGUACAAAAAAUUGAACAAGCACUUGACAAUGACAAAUAGAUAGAGACAGAAGGCAAAUUUAUAACCUCGUAAUUCCUGAAUAAACUGCGUUUUAUUAUAUCGGUUGCUUUGUCUCAGUGUUGAUGCUAUGUGUAUUACUUGGAGGCAAUGCUUCUUGCAAGUUCCACCAAAGAUCUUGUCGGGCGACCUGGGUUCUAG
Umbelopsis ramanniana AG is the source of this 2410-nucleotide messenger RNA. RefSeq lists its product as uncharacterized. Gene Ontology annotation, molecular function: methylmalonyl-CoA mutase activity; cobalamin binding; metal ion binding. NCBI's taxonomy places the organism in Eukaryota, Fungi, Mucoromycota, Umbelopsidomycetes, Umbelopsidales, Umbelopsidaceae. The record is from RefSeq and is a predicted model, not a curated record. Gene Ontology annotation, cellular component: mitochondrion. Bases 35 to 2251 code for a protein of 738 amino acids. The transcript is spliced from 15 exons.